This is a messenger RNA of Mycena indigotica, 2067 nucleotides long. RefSeq lists its product as uncharacterized. The coding region runs from base 1 to 2067 and encodes 688 amino acids. The transcript is spliced from 5 exons. NCBI's taxonomy places the organism in Eukaryota, Fungi, Basidiomycota, Agaricomycetes, Agaricales, Mycenaceae. The record is from RefSeq and is a predicted model, not a curated record.
AUGGCUGGCAUAUCCGCCCUCGUCGAAUGCCUCACGGAUGAUCUCAACGACGCACCCACCCUAUUCCGCGCUCUCACCAAAUCUCUCAGCAAUGUCAGUGCUCUCGCAAAGACCCAAACGAUCGGAUUAGUGGGACUGGAGGGGUAUGAAAUGCUCUACAAGAAGCUUCCGUGGCACGUCGUCGAGGAAUUCAUGGUGCGAUCCCUCGAAGACGACCAGUCUGAUGGUCGACGACGGGGACUUAUCCGCUUGCUCCACAGGCUGGAAGUCGAUUCCCUGGCUCCAGGAUGGUGUGGCCAGCAAGCCAUCAAAUUCCUGGAUUUCCAAGACCCAGGCGACACACAAUGGCUGCUCGAAACCCUGGUUUCCGAUGUACCUUCAUUCAUAGACAAUGUCAUUCCUGUUUUAGAAUCCAGGAAAUUGUCCCAGUUCUUCUGGGUGACCUUCAUCCGCACACUCCGUCAAGAAUCGAGCAAAUUUGGAGGCUUGGAACAAUCAAAAUCCUCGGUCGACAAGCUCGUCUGUCAAUGUUUGCAUAUUAUUAUUCAUAACUUAAAUGCCUUUCCUUCCUAUACGACCUGCUAUCCGGCUGGCGAUAACAUGACCGGCAAGCAAAACCUACUGAAGAUUUUUGAACUCUGCCGCGAAACCGACAACAUGGCGCUUACCACCUUGAUAAUGUCGAAGAUGCGUCGAGCUGCUUCAGAGAUGCCGAACCAGGACUUCAAACAAUUCUUCCUCGUCCUCGUCCCGCUAGCUAUCGAGGUCGUCACAUCCACGGACGAUCCAAGUUUGCGAUUCCAUGUUGGAGUCUACCGGGAGUUCCUAGUGAACAUUCUCGACGCGAUAUUGCAAAUACCCGCGGCCCAUUCAAGUUGCCAAAGCUGCGAACUCAAAAUUAGGAUCAGACCGACUGACUCCACGUCGUCCCAGCCUGACGGCCCUAUCGCCACCCCAGGGUGUGAUAUACUAAAUGACGAUAACGUUUCUACCAUCCUCCUCGUUGUUCAGAAACUUGGCGGCAUCGAAAACUUGAAUCAGUUCACAACAGCAUUCGCAAAGCAUAAGCGUGUGGUUGUGGAGAAUUUUGCUCGAGCGGUCGCCGCACGUUUCAAGCCUCUGCAAAAGGACCCCGGACCCGAACAUGCAACCUAUGAUAGAACAAUGAGCAGUUUGAUAGCGAGCGACAAGACGGUUCAAUCACUUUCUCGAGAAGACCUCUUGGAUUAUCUCCGACUCUGUGUCGAUGUCGGCGCUGUUACUCGAUUCAAAACUCUUCUCGAUGCGUGUCAAUCCCAUCGCGUCUCGGAUUCUAUUCAGCUACUUCCGGGACUAUCCGAGCGAAUGUGUCAGGACUCCGAGUCUGUUCGAUUAUUCUCCCCUGCUUUUGGGAUGUUCAGUCGUCACACAUUGAAAAGCUGGGCAACUAGACUCAAUCAUUGCAGAACAACCAUUUUCAAGCAAUUGUUGGCCUUUGGUUGCCUGUCGGAGGGUCGGGAACUGUCUCAAUGCGAGCAUGGCUGUCUCGAAGUUCGCAAAUUCAUGAUAGAUGAUUGGUAUACGAGUUGCACACUAAACAAGCGUAAGAGCGAGUCAAGGAAGCAUGUCGAAUUAUACCUGGAGCUGUUGAAGUGCAAUGGGGCUGGGUCUGAGCCACUGUUGAUCUGGAGAACUGAUGUGAGCAGCAGGCCGCACACACUGGUUAUUACCAAGACUUCCCACCAACUUUGCUGGAAUUUCCGGCGGCAAAUCGCACAUGCUAAAGGACAUCUGUCGACUAUCGGCCCACUUGAAGCCCGGCGCAUUCUGGGGACAGACCAUGACUUUAUCGUCAAUGAAAUUGAAACGGCGUCAUGGCCAAAACUACCAGUGGACGCUGAGCUACCCAUGUGUGCUGAAUCGUCCACUGCAAACAAGCGACCAGCAAAUGCAGGCUCGUCGGAGGGGCCGGCAGCGAAAAGGGCCAGGUCUGAGAUGUCUUCGAAUGCAACUGAUGAGGAUGAACUUGGCGACGAUAGCGACGCUGACUCGGACUGGCGACCUGAGUCACGCUCCAAGCUUCAUUGA